This is a messenger RNA of Acanthosepion pharaonis, 525 nucleotides long. NCBI's taxonomy places the organism in Eukaryota, Metazoa, Mollusca, Cephalopoda, Sepiida, Sepiidae. The record is from the annotation of a GenBank genome assembly.
AUGAGUUCUACGUUAGGCCAUGGAAGCGGUCCUUCUGGGCGCAUAGAACGACUUCGUCGAGUGGUGACUGCUUUAAUGAGAUAUGAACGACUGGAAUCCCAUUACUAUUGUUUAGAUGAAGCCAGGGGCUAUGCAGAGAGGAUUAUACAUUUAGCAGUCAGAAAUGGUGAUUCUGACAAAAUGACUAUGGAAACAGCUAAUUACUGGCUCUUGGAAAAAGACUUGGUACAAAAACUUUUCAAUGUUCUGGCACCACGUUAUAGUAACUAUACAACCUCGUUUACUCAGAUGCAUGUACUGCCAUGUGCUUAUCCUGGACCUGGAGGUACCCUUGGAAUUCUUGAGCUGAAAGGAAACCCAUGGCCAUCAGUUCUACCAAAAGAAAGAAACACUAAAAGAGAAAGACUAAUCUAUUUAUCUAUCUGUUAUCUCAUAGUUAAGAACAUUUGUUUUGUUUUUUUUUUUUCUCCCUUCCUUCCUUUUCCUUUCAUUCUAUCUACUUCAUGUAUGCAUGUGAGUGAAUGA